This is a messenger RNA of Rosa chinensis, 653 nucleotides long. Its product is annotated as mavicyanin. Gene Ontology annotation, cellular component: plasma membrane. Bases 26 to 574 code for a protein of 182 amino acids. The transcript is spliced from 3 exons. The record is from RefSeq and is a predicted model, not a curated record. Gene Ontology annotation, molecular function: electron transfer activity. NCBI's taxonomy places the organism in Eukaryota, Viridiplantae, Streptophyta, Magnoliopsida, Rosales, Rosaceae.
AGCGACUACGGAUAUAUAACAAAACAUGGCUUCUCUCAUGUGGUCUUUCUUGACGGUUUUGUUGGCUCUUCUUGUUGUAAACUCUUCUGCUACGGAAUUCCAAGUCGGUGAUGAUUUUGGUUGGCAGCAGCCUGGCUCAAACAACUCCGCUGUCUACUCUAACUGGGCUUCCAACAACAGGUUUCAUGUUGGAGAUUCACUCUCUUUCAAGUACAAAAAUGAUUCAGUUCUUGAGGUCGACAAAUGGGGGUAUUACCACUGCAACACAAGCCAUCCCAUCAUCGCAUUUGAUAAUGGAAAGAGCAUAAUGAAGCUUGAUAGGUCUGGCCCCUUCUACUUCAUCAGUGGAGUCCCAGAUCAUUGCAAAAAUGGCCAGCAACUGGUAGUUGAAGUGAUGGAACCUCACCCAAUUUCGCAAUCUCCACAUUCCAUUGCUGACUCACCAGAACCCCAUUUGGCUGCAGAAUCUCCUGCAUCCUCACAAAGUUUAGGAGCUGUGAUUUCUAUUACACCUUGUUCACUUGUUAUUGCUUUUCUUGUCACAAGUUUAGCUUUAGUGUGUUCAGCGCCAUAGUCGUUUUGAUCCUGGCUGUUAAAAUCUAUUGUGGCUGUGCCUUUGAUUAUCCAGUAUUGAACCUUGUUACUUUAUAAUA